Molecule: messenger RNA, 6149 nt
Organism: Pelmatolapia mariae (spotted tilapia)
Lineage: Eukaryota; Metazoa; Chordata; Actinopteri; Cichliformes; Cichlidae
Product: small membrane A-kinase anchor protein-like
Exons: 3
Coding region: 634-909 (91 amino acids)
Molecular function (GO): protein kinase A regulatory subunit binding
Source: RefSeq, a predicted model, not a curated record
UCCGUGAAGCGUCGCUGUGCUCAGCUCAGUCCAGACCUGUGAUUUUCUCUCCCGGAGCUGCACUCUGCGUUGACCGACCGACGCGAAGGCAUCAGGGGAAACAGUCUGCAGAGCCCGCACCCUCCAGUCUCGGAGAUUAUUUGGAAAUCUGGCACGGAGCGCUUCAUCACAAAUAACCAAACCGGCGAGCAGCGCCACGAACUUGUGGAGAUAUUUUGAUUUCUUUACAUUACAGCCAAUAAGGUUCAAGUUCAGAUCCGUCGGAUGCUGUUUGGAAAGCAGAGGGGGGCGAAGCGCAGAGACACAACAUGAUGUCCGGAUUACUGUUUAUAUGAACGACCUUGGGGUUAUAGCUCCUUCUUCUGUCGCUGGAUUAUUUCGUUUUAAAGUGGAAUGGAGAGAAAUCUGAGACUCUCUUCUAGAACCAAGGAAGGUGUGAGAUCUGGUCAAGAAAGCUGCCGGACUGUCAGACCCACACAGGGAUGGGCCUCCUAGCCGGUCAACUCACUAAAACACCACCCUCAGCUGUGUAACACCACCCCGACCAUCGCACCUGUUGUGCUCAGAGACAUGGCUAUGAGUGGGAGUGGAUGACAGUGACUGCAGCAGGAACACAGCUCCCCUCCAGAGAGUAUGGGGUGCGUCAAAUCCAAGAGGAGCGACUCGGUGGCCCAAAAUGCAAACUCCACGGAGAAGGUGGAGGGAAAGAGCAAAGGGACAAAGGGUGAGAAAGCCUACUUAGUUCAUUCAGAGAUGGGUUCACCGGAGAGCUCCAAUCAGGUCAACCCGGUGCUGCUGGAGUACGCCCAGAAGCUAUCAGAAGAGAUCGUGGCCCGGGCCGUGCAGCAGUGGGUGGAGGUAGACCGCCGCUACAGCGACAUCCCCUACAUUGAAUGUGACGUGCCAUGACGGGGGGAGGUGUGUCGCAGUGGAAAGGUGAGGCUGGGACGAGCUGCUCUGACCAUCAUUCAGAGUCACUCCACCUACUUGUGAGGAGGAGUAUGAAUGAGGCGUUAGUAAUUCACAUUUGAGCUCCUUUUGUAUUUGAUUUACAUGGACUGAGACUAAAAAACCUCCUCCAAAGUGACCAGAGUGCUCUGAUCUAUGUUUCUGUGAUUAUUGGUUUCUUAGCCUGAGCCUCACUGACGCACACCAUCUUCAGCUGGAUAUCAUCUUCCUCGGUCCUUAUUUGUCCCCUCUCUCCCUCGCAGUAGGUGCUGGCUCUUCGUGGCUGCCCUCAUAAGAAAUCCUAUCAGAUAUGCCCGGAAUCACAAUGUUCCUCCUUGCCAGUGAAAGUCUACCCCGUCCACUGAUGUUGUCCUGGGGCCAAGAUUCUCUCCUCUUACGGAGGAACUUAUUUAUAGAUCCCUUCAUUUGGUGAAGGCUCUCACUUGAAAACUGGUAUCAGCAGGUCAGAAACACACCCAGCUGUGUGACUCCUUCCGGUCUGACAAAAGGCUCUGUGGGCUCCUAAUGGCCUCCCUGGAGAUCCACGAGGAGCAUUAUCCUCCAGCUCUGCAAUUAGACAGGCUUGGCCGCACCCCUCCUUCCAAACAUGUCCUCAAAACGAGUCCAGGAAAUCCAGGGUACAAAUGAUGCGCUUCCUGCCCUCCAGGAUAUUCUCUGCACACAAGUCGUGCAGUUUGGGAACUUUGACAGGACUUGGAUCGUAUAGGCGGCGAGCGCAAAGAAACCAGGGCACGAGGAGGAUUGACACACUUUCAAGAAACAUUUGGCUCAUCAACAGAAAGAAGAGUGAAUAAAAAACUAGCAGCAGUUUGGGGGAAAUGUUUUAGGGCCUAGUUUCUUUUUUUGUUCGAUUGUUUUUUGGGGGGAUUGUCCACAUCGGGUCAGUGUAUACCUGAGAAAUAUUGCUACCUGCCCUAAAGAAGAAAAAGCACAAAGCCAUGACAUUUAACCUUUUAUCUCUAACAAGAGUGCCAGUGCAUCUGGAAUAAGGUUUAAACCGCCCAAGUCCUUAAUGAUAGUGAGCCAGCUUUAAAGGCUCACUCCUGAACUCCUCUGGCCAUAGUGGUAUCUAUCAUUGUUUGUUUUUGUGUGAGAUGCCAAAUUUGGUAAAUUCUGUCUGCUUUUUCUUACAUAUAGAGGAAUAUAUAGAAAUGCUUUUUUUAAAACCCUCCCAUCUAAUGUCUCUUUCCAGAAAUCAUGACCUUGUUACUCAAAAAUCUAAAAAAAAAAAAAACCCAAAUCUUCUGAUGGUGAGGAAUUUCAUGUAGAAACUAUUUUCUUUCUACAAAGAUUGGAGUUCAGCUGAAGGGGGGUGUCAUUAAUGUAGACGCCUCUCAGUCAACACUUCUGCUCAGUGCUGGAGCCAAAUAAUGAUGCAAGUUUAGGUUUUAUUUGCCAGAUAUCAAUUUGCUGAUUGCUGCUAUUUAAGAGCUGGUUGGUUAUAAACUGAAAUAUUUUGGUGUUGAUUGCAGAGCAUCAGCAGGUUUGGGCUAUUUUUAACCUUGAUAUCAACAUCUGUUUACAUCAUUUGCUUGUGAAAAAGAAAUCACCAAGCUCGAGUGGUAUUUAUGUGUAGACUUAAGUUGCAUUCCAGCCAGGAAUCCUUCAUUCUCCACAGUGUGUAGCUACGGUAGGAAAACAGCCAGGAUAUACAGACUGUAAGUAAAAGUUGGACGUAGUCACUGUGAAGUCAUGAGCUGGUGUUAAUGCAACAGUGAAACUGAGGGACUGGCUAACUUCUUGUGAUUGAUACAUCAUUAGCCAAUGAGCUGUCUCCCGUUAGACUCUAAUGGGUACUGUAAUGUACAAACUGAAUAUCAUGCUGUGUUCAAUAAGACCUGAAACUAGAGACUGAACCCAGAAAGACAUCAGUUGCUGGUUCCUCUUAAAAGGGAGUUUUUCCUUCCCACUGUCACCAAGUGCUCGCUCAGUGUGGGUUGUUUAAUUGUUGGCUUUUAUUUGUAAUGUUUUAGUCUUUAUCUUACAAUAUAAAGCAGCUCAAAGCGACUGUUGUUGUGAUUUGGUGGUGCAAAAAUAAAAUGAAUUGAGCUUUUUUUUUUCUUUGGACCUUUAAACAACCAGUUCUGUAAUUCACUUCCACAUAACCUUUAUUUUUCACAGCUGUAAGCCUCGUCCACCUUUUAUAUACAGUCACUUGUCACAGGUUGUUUUUCUUAAUAAUUUUUUCUUUUGAGGACUGAAUCAUGAUUUCAGGAAAUAAAUGUUGCUGUUGUUGACAGCUCACACUAAAACAGAUGAAUAGCAUCACAGGCCAGAGAGGUCUCACCCAUAUGUACAUUUAUGGGUGAAAUGUCCCUUUAAUAUCCAACAGGUCCCAAGAUAAUUUCAAACAAAUACAUUUUCUGAAAUUAGAGGUUUUUACUUUUCAAAUUAAGUUUCAUACCCGUUGUUAUGAGCCAUUCCAUUUGGAUAAACACAUUACAUAAAAAGGAGUGGAUGUGAACCAACCCCUAAACUGUAAAUAGGUCACUGGCAGCUUGGUGAAUGCUGACAGGUCAGGGUUCUCACUAAAAUCUGAAUUAAAAUGUUUGUUGUGCGUCAAAGUGGCAUCAGACAGGUGUGGUUUAGAGGGAUGGUGCAGCUACAAGCCAGAGCCUCUGAAGCAGAAACCGUUUGUGCACAGGUGUGCUUUAUUGUCCUUAUACACGUACAUGGAAAUUGUGGAAUUUACCCUAAACUGAAGUCAUUACUGCGAGCUGACGCUUAAACUGCCACACAGCUGUUUGCAGAGACAACAGCUUCGAGUAUUGAAGUAAUAAAAUAACUGCAAGGAUGAACCACAAUAGCAGGAACCAACUGCUAAUAAAGCCAUAAAAGUAAGUGGCAGGCAGGGUAUGGUCACCGCUUGCCUUCUCUUCACGUCUCCAGUCUGUGCUGACAUAAAACUGACCAAUAAAAGCAGCAAAUAUACCCACACUGCACUGGGAGGGCUAUCUGAUGCUAUUCGGUGCUUCAAACUGUGCCAGCUUUACAGAAGAGCAGCAGCCUCUUUAAAAACAAAGUUCUGAGCCACAGUUCACAGGUUGAAUUGUUUCUGUGAGUUCAGUGAUGAUGAGCGGCACCAUAUUGGUGCGCUAUGUAACCCAAACACUCCAAAAAUCAAACACAUUAAUCAUAAUGUUCCUGCGUGGGCAGAUUAAUCUCCCUCCAAACAUGUUAUGAGCAAACUGGAGAUUAGAGGUCGUGCUAAUCGGAUGUUUUGCUUCUGAUAAACACAAGAAAAGGCUAAUCUGACUGUUUUCCUAAAAAACUGCUUUCUGUGAAUGAAAGGCUGGCUUAGAAAAACACACACACACAAACACAAGGAGGGCCUGAUAGCCAGAGUUUGAGCUGUUAAUGCAAGUCAAGAUGCACAUUUUCUUUAAAGUUCUCAGGCUGGAGGCUGAGUCAUAGUUUUCAUUUCUGUUUCAUUUCUGCCUCCAAUUCUGUUUCUUAAAGAUACUGCCAGAAAUAUUGAUGUCAGGCUUAACUGCAUUUCCUGUGUUUACACAUUUAUAAAUGUGGGGUCUGCAGGUCAUACAAAAGAAAAGCGUCGAGUUUCACCUUUCACAGAAUUGAGAAAAGAAAAUCUCAGACCCAACGUGAAUACCCGUCUUCAUCCAAACAUGUGUCUUCCAGGUGAUGCUUCCUUUUGGGGAAAAGUGAUUCAUGGUUUUAAAGGUCACUCAUUUUACGCUAUUUGACACCAGCAGGUGUUCCCACAGACAGGCUUUACUCACAAUAAGGACAGAUUCUCUGAGAUGCAGAGUCUGAAGGGCUGUAGUGCCCUGUCGUUGAGUUCAAAUCAAUGCUGGAGCGAAGUGUUAUCAUUUUCUUGAUGCAAUUUUUUGUAUUUAAAGAAGCUCCUUCUGCUGUUCAGUGUUCAAAUAUUACAAAUAUUAAUCUUUAAUUAACAACUAGUUCAGUAUGGAGCACUUUAAUGGCCAUAGAUGGGACUUUUUUCCCAUUUUGAGAGAUGAAUAAGCAAGACAAUAUGUUUUUUUCUUAAAAACAUAAGGAACUUAUGUAAAUGUAAUGAAGUAAAUGUAUUUUUCAAUAGGGUAAGCAGUCUUAAAGUAAAAGAAGGAGACACCCAAGAAGAGGGAACUUAUAGCUGAACACACCAGGUCCAGGGGUAGCUAAUACUGCCAAUUACCUUUAAAUCAGCAUCGACAUAGCCAGAAACACCUGGAUGCCCUCAUUGUCAUCAUAUUUAUACUGAAUUUAGCAGAAAAAAAUACAAGUUUGAAGUACACUGGGAUGCUUGGAGGAAAUUCCUCUAAGAUUCCAGGAGUUUCUCUGAUAAACCUGCUACAUAAGUGAUGAUCAAUCAGUACCUGAUUUGUAAACCAGAAGCUCUUGGUGCACAGAGAGGGAUUCCUCCAAUCAACGGAAAACAAUUACAGGCUCUUCUCUGUGGAUCUUAUCUGUGAGUUCUGGUUUUUCCCACCAUCAAAAAUCAUUCAAAGACAAAUAAAUUCUGCCUCUUGGGCAUUUGUCUAUAAUGUUUAAUUUCCUGUUUAAAUAAAGAUUUUUUUUAAAAGCAUUUCCUACUACAUAAUAAAUAUAACCAAGUAUGCACACAAUACAUGCUAUGAAAAGUCAGGGGUCCCCUGUGCUUUGCAGCCUGGCUUCAAGGUAGAAAAAGCGCUAUGAUGUGUUGAUGGUGCACACAAAAAUAUACAAAAUCGGUGCACAUAAUCGCAUUUUGUGGCUUUAAAAUGUAAUUUUUUCUUGUAUUUGACUCCUGCUGGACUCCACGGUCCCCAACACAAAGGAACUCCAUUGACUUGUUACAAAUAAAGCAAACAGAUGAGACGCUAGACCCAACAGCUCUGCAAGUUUCUGAAAAUGAAAAUAAAAUGUUGCGCCUCCUUUACUUAAAAUCUUUUUUUUUUUAGCUUUCUCUCAUUAUUCCUGAAUUUGUCCACCGUCUCUCAAGUUUGUUUAAAAUUAGUAUUCGAACAUGAUUUAGAAAUGUGCCACUGACUUGACACCAGCCAAGCUGAUUAGUUAAUGCUCAGCAUUGGACACGUAAAUCUGAGGUCAGUAUGAUCUCAUUGGUGCAAUCUCUCUAAUGUACCAGCUUUCCACAGCAGUCUGAGGGACCCACAGAAUAAAAAACAGGUAGAGAAGUUGAGCGAAACACAAGCAGCCCGGGGAACGAUAACUGAAACCAC